Mucor mucedo is the source of this 333-nucleotide messenger RNA. RefSeq lists its product as uncharacterized. NCBI's taxonomy places the organism in Eukaryota, Fungi, Mucoromycota, Mucoromycetes, Mucorales, Mucoraceae. The transcript has 3 exons. The coding region runs from base 1 to 333 and encodes 110 amino acids. The record is from RefSeq and is a predicted model, not a curated record.
AUGCAGAGUGAAAUGACGAGUCAGGCUGUUGGGUUGUUCAAAUUACAAAUGAGAUCUGGCCCAAUGAUCUCCUGCCAUCAACUAUUGCCUGGUAUCCACAAGAUGUUAUUCCGGUUUAGAUCCAAAAGUGUGCAUCAGUCCGAAGGAGUAGACACAGGAUACGAACUUACAGUCAAUGAACAACAACGAAUGUUCAUCGUCAAACUGGAAGAAAAGCUAAAACAAAUGGUUAGUACUUCGGAAACUGGCUACAAGAGCGCAGACAAAGUUGAUAUAUUAUGUUGGACGAUCAAAAACAUUAAGCGGAUCAAAUGGAUAAAAGAGAGUGGAUGA